Molecule: messenger RNA, 858 nt
Organism: Trichosurus vulpecula (common brushtail)
Lineage: Eukaryota; Metazoa; Chordata; Mammalia; Diprotodontia; Phalangeridae
Product: myeloid-associated differentiation marker-like
Exons: 1
Coding region: 1-858 (285 amino acids)
Cellular component (GO): membrane
Source: RefSeq, a predicted model, not a curated record
AUGCCGCAGCUGAAGCUGGUGCCCCGGGCCCUCAUCUCCCUGCUGGGCCUGCUCCGGCUGCUCCAGGUGGUCCUGUGCUGUGCCACCUUCAGCCUGGCAGCCUCUGGUCCCAGCCUGGACUCCCCAUUCGGAGUGUGGUGUAUGUGUUCUUGGUGUCUCUGUUUCUUGCUGUCACUGGUCGUCUUGGGGCUGGAGGUCCUGGGUUUGGACCAACAACUGCCCCUGUCCUGGGAGAACUUUACUUCAGGGGCAGCCAUGCUGGCCACCUUGCUGACCUUCACUGCCUCCAUCAUGUACCCCAUUGUCUUUGUGCCAAGGGACCCAAGGGGCUGGCACUACCAGGCGGUGGCCAUAGCCACAGCCCUGUCCUGUAUAUGCUUUGUGAUCUAUGCGAUGGAGGUGGGACUAACCCGGGCCAGGCCUGGCCAGCUUCGGGGUUUCCUAUCCACUGUGCCUGGCUUGCUGAAGGUGUUUGAGGCCUAUGUGGCAUGUGUGAUCCUGGCCCUGGUGGAUGUCAACCACAUGUAUGCCCAGAAUGUGGGGUGCCGGUGGUGUAUGGCUGUGUUUUGUCUCUGCUUUGUGGGCACGCUGCUCAUCAUAGGGCUCAGCAUAGGGCAGCGGCUGGGCACCUUGCCCUUGCCUGUGGACAAAGUACUGGUGGUCCUCACAGGCCUGGCCUCACUGCUCUAUCUCUCAGCUGCCAUCACAUGGCCCAUCUUCAUCUUCAAGGAUACUCUUCUAGGUCGUCAGUUCAGCUCAGCAGUGGGAGCCACUGUCCUCACCUACAUCAACCUGGUGGUCUACACUGCUGACCUUGUCUUCUCCUGCCGCAUGGUGUUCUUCGUGGAGUCCACAUAG